CCGGGCGCCUGGACCGGAGCGAAGGCGUGGGGCAGGGAUGGAGCCGCUGCCAUGACAACGGCGGGCCAAGCCGCGGAGAUGCGGCCGGGACCGAGGAGAUGCUGAAGCGGCGGGCGGCGGCGGCGGGCGCUCACUUCGGCUCCGGCCACGGGCCUGCCAGCCCCAGCCGGGGAAGGCGGGGCCCAGCCUCCGCCGGGAGCGAAGUUGCGGGGCGGCCGGAGCCCCGGAGCCCCGGGACGGCCUCCCUCGCCCCCCGGCAGCUGCCCGCGUCUUCCGCCGGAUCCCCCGGCGACCGUGCCCCACCUGCGGGAGGCCAGCCCCGCUCCGAAACUUAACGAACAAAGAAAGAGUUGCGAGCCGUGCCCCCUCGCAGGCGGAAGCAUCGCAACCCAACUCCAGGGGAGCGGGAUUCCCCUCGUCCCCCUCCCCGCGCUCGUCCCACCCACUUGGGGGCCGAGGGGCCCGUUCCCUCCCCAAGUGCCAGGCUAAGAACUCUCCCCUGGAAAAGCCAGCCCGGGCAGCCCGCUCACGCUUCAAUCGACACCUUCCUUCCCUCCUCCUGCCCUGCCACUCGGGCUUCUCCUCGCCGGAGGGACCCUCGGGAAGCCCCCGGCCGGUGGAUGCUCCUGGGGGAUUCGGCUGGCCGUCGAGCAGCAAGCUGAGGCUGGAUUCCGGGGAGAAGCUGUAGAGUCCGAGGAGCCUGGGCUCGCCUCCGCCGUCCCCUUGCCACCCCUCGUCCUCCUCCCUCACCCCACCUGCCCCCUUCCCGUGCCCGGCCCGGAGCAGCGCCGGCCGACGAGGAUGGGGGUCGGAGGAUGCUUGGUCCUGCCCUGGAGGGGCCUCGUGGUCCUGUCUCUCAGGCUGCUCUUCCUUGUACCCGCAGGAGUGCCCGUGCGCAGCGGAGAUGCCACCUUCCCCAAAGCCAUGGACAACGUGACCGUGAGACAGGGGGAGAGUGCCACCCUCAGGUGCACCGUGGACAACCGGGUGACGCGGGUGGCCUGGCUGAACCGCAGCACAAUUCUAUACGCCGGGAAUGACAAGUGGUGCCUGGAUCCCCGGGUGGUCCUGCUGACCAACACUCAAACCCAAUACAGCAUCGAGAUCCAGAACGUGGACGUCUACGAUGAGGGUCCAUACACCUGCUCUGUGCAGACAGACAACCACCCCAAAACGUCACGCGUCCACCUCAUUGUGCAAGUACCUCCGAAAAUUACGGAGAUCUCCUCAGAUGUCUCCAUCAACGAAGGCAGCAAUAUCAGCCUCACCUGCAUAGCUACAGGACGACCUGAGCCUGCAGUAACCUGGCGACACAUCUCACCCAAAGCUGUCGGCUUCGUCAGUGAAGAUGAGUACUUGGAGAUCACGGGCAUUACACGAGAGCAGGCUGGAGACUACGAAUGCAGCGCCUCAAAUGAUGUGGCAGCCCCCGUGGUCCGGAGGGUCAAGGUCACCGUCAACUAUCCACCGUUCAUUUCUGAUGCUAAGGGCACGGGGGUCCCCGUGGGACAGAAAGGAACACUACAGUGUGGAGCCUCUGCAGUUCCUGCCGCUCAGUUCCAGUGGUUCAAGGAUGACAAAAGGCUGAUUGAAGAUCAGAAGGGGAUGAAAGUUGAAAACAGACCCUUCUUUUCUACCCUCACCUUCUUCAAUGUCUCUGAACACGACUAUGGGAACUACACCUGCGUAGCCUCCAACAAGCUUGGCCACACCAAUGCCAGCAUCAUGCUGUUCGAAGAGAAAACUACAGCAAUGACACCUUGGAAAGGCCCCGGCGCAGUCAGCGAAGUAAACAACGGGACGUCGAGGAGAGCUGGCUGCAUCUGGCUGCUACCCCUGCUGGUCCUGCAGCUGCUGCUCAAGUUUUGACGUGCUGCCUCCUCUCCGCGGGAUCAGUCUCCGCCUCUACAGCAACCGACACGGCAACGACAAACAAAAGCAGAAAAUUCCAAUAGGAAAUUCCAAGCAAUGAAAGAGAAGACCUAGCCUAGCACACCUAAAAUUCCAGGAAACAAUAAAAAAAAAUGAAGGGAAUUUGGAAAAGGGGGGAGAAAAAUGGAAAUUGCUUCUCCACUGUCUCAGUACAACUGAGUCUUUUCCUUUUUUUUUUUUGUUCCCCGAGACGGACUAGCACAACUGUUUGGGGCCACCCACCGCACUGCGUUGUGCCGCCUUGUUUUGUCGCGGACGGGCAGGUGGGGGGACCAGCCAUGGCCCCUUUUGAUCCAUCACUUCUGGCGGACGCACUCCAAGGCUGCCAUCCCAACUCUACCUGUCGAUCCAGAUGCGCAGACCUGGAAAUGCCCUGCCCCCCACCCCCCCCCUCCACCAAACCAGACGCUCUCUUCACAGACUGGGCUGCCAUUUUGUGUGAUUUAAAAAGGAAAAACAAGGAAAAACAAAAACCACCACAAAAAAAUGACAAUACAAAAGCCACCGCAAACCCGACAGAAAAAUCUAGCGUUCAGCAUUCUUCAUUUUACUACAUGGACGUUAUGGAUAAUAAGGGAUUCUGAUUCAUUAUUAAUUUUAUUAAUUAUAUUUUCUGAUAUGAGUCUAGAACCAUUAGCUCACAAACAAAAGGAGGUGAAGGAGAAUUAUGUGUAUUAAGUGUUAAAAAUGAAUAGUGUUCUUCUCGACUAGUUUACACAAAGGUGGAGCCUAACAACCAGGAGCCAGUGAAGAUUCCACCAAACGGUGAUUUAACCAACAUCUCUACCAGCGCUAGAAAUUCCUCAUCCUUUCUCCGGCGCUUAACGCAGGUGAUACUAUGUUAUCCACAUACUGUUUUGAAACGAAAAGGGUGAUCUUCACUGUAACGUUAAAUUCAUCGGUUAUGCUUCUUUUUACGAUUAUAUAUAUAUACAGUUUAUAUAUAUACAUAUAUACAUAUAUUAUUUUUGGUUAGAAUUCUACCAUUUUAUUUCUCCACAGGGUCCUAUCUCAGACAUUACUGCAUGCUGUAUAUGGAGUUAGCUGUGUAUUGGUCUUCUAAGAGAUGAUAGAGUUUACUGGUAAUUUGUGUACUCA
Messenger RNA from Tachyglossus aculeatus (Australian echidna), 3030 nucleotides. RefSeq names its product neurotrimin (gene NTM). The record is from RefSeq and is a predicted model, not a curated record. Gene Ontology annotation, cellular component: neuron projection. The coding region runs from base 802 to 1869 and encodes 355 amino acids. The transcript is spliced from 8 exons. Lineage: Eukaryota; Metazoa; Chordata; Mammalia; Monotremata; Tachyglossidae.